AGCCUCCUCUCCAGCCCUGUCACCCAUUGUUUCUAAUGAGCUGCCAGCUGCCAGAGCUCCAAACUCUCACACUAGCGUGUGGCUUCUUUGCUGCGCAGUGAAAAGGACAGAAAAUAAAGACAAAGAGAAGGAAGGCUCAAGCCACGUGCGGUGUGCAGGGGACAGAAGCUCAUCAGCUGAGGGCUUGGCUACUCCUAUGACCAUACAUGGCGUAGCAAGGGCUUUCCUGGGACUACCUCUAGCCCUGCCUCCCCAGCAUUCCCAGCUGGUGUCCUACAAAUGGGAGACACUGGCCGAUAGUGCCAGUGACAGAGAAGCUUGCCAAGGGAGCCUGUUAGAAAUGAGUUUUUCACUGAACUUUACACUGCCAGUAAAUACAACAUCCUCUCCAGUUGUCACGAGUGCCAAAGCUGAUGACUGUGGUCCCUCUAUUGGACUAGCGGCCGGAAUUCCCUCCCUGCUGGCCACAGCCCUGCUGGUGGCCUUGCUGUUUACCUUGAUUCAGCGAAGAAGAGGCAUCGAUGAGCCCAUUGAGGAAAGUGAGAGACCAUGUGAAAUUUCAGAACUCUAUGACAAUCCCAAAAUAUCUGAGAAUCCUAGGCGGUCACCGACACAUGAGAUGGACCCACGAGGUGCCCAGGAAGGCCACAUAUAUGUGAAGACAGUCUCUGGAAGUGAGGAGCCCCUGCCUGACACCUACCGUCCUCCCGAAGAAAUAGAGAGAAGGAGAGGGCUGUGGUGGCUUGUGCCAAGGCUGAGCCUAGAAUGACGUAGCUUUAUCAGGGAGCUGACCUGGAGCUGGCACAGGGCUGAAAACCCCGGGAUCUGUGCUUGGGAACCAUGCUUGGAGAGGCGAGGGGCCAGCUGCCUCUCAUUCCAUAUAAAUUUCAUUUAUAGAUCUGGGGUGUAUCUGGGUUGUUUUUCCUUAUCAGGGGAUGCUGCAAUAAGGUUCAUUCAACCUCAGACCUUGCAGCUUAAUCAUCGAUACAGCCCAGGUGAGUUACUGUGCAUUCAGAUGAGCCCCCUUUGUCCUGUUUCUUAAUCCAGAGAAGUUUGCUUUUGGGAAAUAGGCUUGGCUUCUGAGUGUCCUGCCUUCUCCUCUGCCUGCCCCAUCUCUUAUCUUAAAAAGUAAGUAAAUAAAGCUAUGGGAGUUGGAUUUUCUGGGUCAUUGGCCAAGGCCAGCUUGGCACAAGCUAGGACAUGAGUGAAACUUACAGAAGACAUGGGAAAGAAGAUAUUUCUUCCUUCUGAAUAUCUCAGGGUAAGGCUCACAUGGAGCCACACAUGCCUCCAACACAGGGAAGCAUGUGACAAGACCACGUCAUACAGCCAAGAAGGGGACAUGGACUUCUGAGUCAGACCUGCCACUGAGCAGCUGUGAGAAGUCUGAUGAAGUCACCCACACUCUCCAAGCCUGUUUGGGGUGGUAUAAAAGAGGAGGGGGAGAUAUUCUGUGCUUCAUUUGGGCUUUGGAGAAAUUAUGUAAGACCUGAAGGGAAGAGUUUUCCACCUAGUGGACACUAGCAAUACCCAUUCCCACUCCUGACCCUGCUCCUCACACCUCCUCCCAUCCUGCUUGUCUGAUCAAGUCAAGAGGCUGCGCUGCAGCACCUCUCACCCAGAGUCACAAAGUCAACAAGGAAGUGUAGAUUCCAAACUUUCCUCAUGACCUGCAAUCCAAACUGUGGGAUUUAAAAAUAACUCUCAUUGUCCCACCGGUCUGCUCACUUGAACUCUGAACAGCAUUUGUCCUUGUGUGUCAACCAAGUUUCAACUUCCAAGUACAGAGGCCUGCGUUACACAUGACACGUUAACCUCCAGGAUGCUGACGUCUUUGAUGGCUCAUCUUCAUUGUCGACCUGAUGGGACUUAGAAUCACCAUGGAAACACACCUCUAGAAAGGUGUAACUGAACAAGAAGAUCCACCUGAAUGUGAGACGCACCAUUCUAGGGGCGGGGCUUCUGGACUGAAUCCAGAGGACUUCAAGUUGAGCACACAGAAUUCAUCGCCCUCUGUUUCCCGACUACAGAUAGACUGUGUGACCAGCUGCCACACUCUCCUGCGGCCAUGCCUUUCCGGCUGUGAUGAACUGACUGCACCCUCAAACUGUGAGCCAAAAGAAGCCUUUCCACCUUCAAGUUGAUUUUAUCAGGCAUCCAAUUGUAACAAUGAGACAUAACUAACAUAAAACUGAGAUUCAUGUUUUAAUGACUUUCUUUGCAAUGAGGCAUUUUGUUUUGAAGUAUUCUAAAGAAAAGAUGUUUGUGAGGGAGAGAGAUAAAGAGGACCAAAGAUGAACACAGGACCAAAGGGAUGGGUUAGUAUAUCUACACCUGCCAUCCGAGGGAAAUCUGGGGCUGACUUCACCAGCUUGGGCCAGGCCUUUGCCUUUACUUUCCCAGAUGGCUUCCAGGUAGCCUGGUCACAGCUUCUUCUGAUGCAUGGCCACUACCUUGGACAGACCAUGCUUCACAGUGGGAGAGGUGAGGUCUCAGGGCAUCUCUGGGAGCAUCUACAAUCUCCAUGAGCCACCUGGAUAUCCCAGGGAGCCAUCUUUUCUCAGAUGGGGCCUCUGGAUGCUCAGAAAUGAUUCUACUUCUUGAACAACAGGGAAUGGUUCUGUAAACCCGAUGACCACCACCCACUAAUAACUGCUUUCAAAGCAACUCUGAAAUUCAAUUUUGUGUUUCAUGGACCCAGCUCCUUAGAUAAGCUCAUUUGGGACAUCUUCAAGCAGCCAUGCCCAGGGAUGCUGAACAUUUACUUCUCUUACAUGGUGGGGAAGGACCUAGGACUCCCUGAGAACCUGAUCAGACUGUGGCCUUGUGGCUUUGAUGUAUACGGGUAUCAGCUCCAGCCUAGAAUGUUGGUCACCUAGAACCUCAGUUCUAUGCUUAUAAAACUGACCCCAGAGGGCAUCUGUGAGGCCUGAUUGAAAAACAAUUAUCAGUAAGCCUUGUAAUUGAUAAACUAAGGUAUGACUGUGUCUUAGAUACUCUAUUUUAAUUCUACUUACAAUCAAUUGCUUGGAAUCUUUAUUUUAAAUUAUUUUCACUAAAAUUUCAAGAGUCAGUAUUUCUGUUGGUACAAAAACUUCUUUUGUAAUAAGGUGGGAAAUAAAUGGCCAUCUGACAAA
Messenger RNA from Peromyscus californicus insignis, 3137 nucleotides. It is a transcript of the gene Opalin, whose product is annotated as oligodendrocytic myelin paranodal and inner loop protein. The record is from RefSeq and is a predicted model, not a curated record. The transcript is spliced from 6 exons. Bases 197 to 769 code for a protein of 190 amino acids. Gene Ontology annotation, cellular component: cell-cell contact zone; plasma membrane. NCBI's taxonomy places the organism in Eukaryota, Metazoa, Chordata, Mammalia, Rodentia, Cricetidae.